Molecule: messenger RNA, 999 nt
Organism: Macrosiphum euphorbiae (potato aphid)
Lineage: Eukaryota; Metazoa; Arthropoda; Insecta; Hemiptera; Aphididae
Source: the annotation of a GenBank genome assembly
AUGAAUAGAGUUCUUCAUAACUACGGUUUAAUCGACCAAGAAAGUGAUUCUUCCGACUUUGAAAAUGAAAUGGCAGAAUUUAACGUUGCAAUUCGGAAAGAGAAAAUUUUUAGAGAACGCAAAAAUUACUUCGAGUUAUUGGACGAAGUAGAGUUUCAGAAACGAUUUCGUUUGAAGAAACGAACAGUUAAGAUGAUCCUGGAAGAAUUACAAGAUCAGAUAAAAUAUCCCACCAACAGAAAUAAUGCUAUCUCUUCAAUGACGCAAUUAUUACUAACAUUGAGGUUUUUUGCAACGGGGAAUUUUCUCAUUACAGCCGGUGACUUUAGUGGUGUUAGCGUUGCAGCUGCUGGACAAAUUGUAAAACGAGUCAGUUAUGCAUUAGCUACAAAAAGUGAUAAAUAUAUAAAAAUGCCUAAAACAACAGCAGAGAUAAUGGAGCUGAAAGUGAAGUUUUAUGGAUUAGCCCGUUUCCCAAAAGUAAUAGGUGCAAUAGAUUGUACCCAUAUAAAAUUACAAUCUCCAUCAAGAGAAUAUGGGGAACAAUACAGAAAUAGAAAGGGCAGGCUCAGGGCAAGAAUGGAACUUCAUGAGUUUAAAGAUUGUGUGAUUUUGGGAGACGCAGGCUAUGCAUUAUCCCAUUACUUACUAACACCUAUAGCAAAUCCAACAACCAAGGCUGAAAGAUUGUACAAUGAAUCUCAGAUUAGGACUCGUAAUGUGGUGGAACGGACAUUUGGAGUCUGGAAACGAAGAUUCCCUGUCUUAUUUUUUGGACUCCGUUUGAAAAUGGAAACAUCAAUGGCAGUUAUUCAGUCCUGUGCCAUACUUCACAACAUUGCUCGCUUGGCAAAUGACCCACAACCACCAGAUGAGGUUGAAAAUAUCACAGAUUUAUUAACCAACGAAUUAGUGGAUAUAGAAGAUGUUAUACAGCCAGAACAUAAUAAUUGUGGUCUGAGAAAUGCUCUUAUAGCAGAACAUUUUGGUCUCAUGUGA